Elaeis guineensis (African oil palm) is the source of this 1406-nucleotide messenger RNA. RefSeq names its product arabinogalactan O-methyltransferase 1-like. Gene Ontology annotation, biological process: xylan biosynthetic process. The record is from RefSeq and is a predicted model, not a curated record. Lineage: Eukaryota; Viridiplantae; Streptophyta; Magnoliopsida; Arecales; Arecaceae.
AAUAAUUUGCAAAAGGGAAACACCUAACAUCUUGCCAUUCUGGAAGAAAAGCAUGCAGGAUGCCAUAUUUUGCUGUCCCCCCCCCCCAUCAAGAAAACUCUUUUACCAAAAGAAAUCAUCUCUCUUAGCUCUCAAGAAAUCCAAAGGCAACCAACACACCCACUACAAUAGGCAGAAGAAGUGAGGGCAAGACUAGAAAAGGAAGACCAACUUACAGAUCUGAUUUUGCCUUUCAGCCAUCUUCCUCAAAACUCACAACCAUAAGCGCAGCAGCAGGAAAUGAGAGGGUAAGAAAAGAAAGAGAAGAAAAUGCCAUUGAAGAAUCUCAUCUUUGUCCUUUUCAUUAUUUUCUCAACCAUUUCCCUCCUUACAGUCUUUAAAUUUACAAACAUUAGUUCACCCCCCAUCCUUCUCCCUUCUCCACUCCUUUCAAAUUCAUGUGCUUCUACAAAUUCUGUACCUGUGAAACGCCUGCCUCAUGUAUCACAUAUAAUGAAACCUUAUGCCAGGCCCCCUGAAGACAUCCUCAGCUUAAAAGAGCACCAGCUCCUCAAAAAUUUUAUAACCCACAAAGCCCCCUGCAACCUCCUUUUCUUUGGACUUAAACCACAAUUCCUUGACCUUGCCAUCUUCAAUACUGAAGGUACUACUAUCUUUCUAGAAGACGACUUCGAAAAGCUCAGAACUCGAAAACUCAAAGGCAUGCAGGUCUACAUGGUUAAAUACCAUAAGAAAGCUAGUGAAGCAUACGAGCUACUUAAGCAUGCUAGAACAAACCCUGCCUGCACACCACAAGAAGGUCUCCUCCAUAGAUCACAUUGCAAGCUAGCACUCACAGGGCUGCCAGGCAUAGUGUGCAAGAGAAAAUGGGACGUGGUGGUCAUCGAUGGACCAAGAGGAGACCGACCAGAGGCACCAGGCAGGAUGGAGGCAAUCUACACGGCUGCCAUGAUUGCUAGAGCUGGUAACACAACAGAUGUUUUUGUCCAUGACAUAGAUCGGAUGAUUGAGAAGUGGUACUCUUGGGAGUUCUUGUGUCAUGAAAAUUUGGUUUCUUCCAAGGGAAACCUAUGGCAUUUUAGAAUAAAAGGAAACUCCUGGUCUGCUAGGUUUUGCUCUGAGGCUCCACCUCUGAUUCAGUAGGUAUGUUCCUAUUUUUCUUUUUCACCUUACAGAUAUGAAAUCAUUUGUUGAUUAUGAAACCAUAUUUGGAUCAAAAAUAGAGUCUUGAGAUGUAUGGAAUGUCUUAGCCAAGGACAGACUUGAUCAAUGCGAUAUUUGAUUGGCACCAUCAUUUAGGUCAAAGAUGUGACAACAGAAAGCACAAUUACAGGAAUAUGAGCAAAUUGCACAUUCUUGUUAUUUCUGAUUUCUGAGUCUAGGUACCUGAAGAGCACAAAUGAAGA